Molecule: messenger RNA, 2134 nt
Organism: Sceloporus undulatus (fence lizard)
Lineage: Eukaryota; Metazoa; Chordata; Lepidosauria; Squamata; Phrynosomatidae
Gene: RNF114
Product: ring finger protein 114
Exons: 6
Coding region: 90-779 (229 amino acids)
Biological process (GO): ubiquitin-dependent protein catabolic process; protein polyubiquitination
Molecular function (GO): ubiquitin protein ligase activity
Source: RefSeq, a predicted model, not a curated record
UUCCUCAUCCUCAGGCGCUGCAUUGUUGUUGUUGUUCGACGAGGAGGAGGCAGAGAACGCAGGCAAGCCUCUCUCUCCCUCCCUGGAAGAUGGCGCUGGCGGAGGCGAGCUCUCGGUACCCAGAGGGAGCAAGCGCCGCUGACCCUCACCGCCUGGACCCGCUCUCCCGCUUCACCUGCCCCGUCUGCCUGGAGGUCUUCGAGAGCCCCGUGCGAGCCCCCUGCGGCCAUGUCUUUUGCACACCAUGCAUUCAGGAAUGUCUUAAGCCAAAAAAGCCAGUUUGUGGAGUUUGCCGCAGCACCCUGACUCAUGGCAGCAGAGCUCUGGACUUGGAAAAGCAAAUUGAAAUGACAGAGACUACUUGCAAUGGCUGCAGUAAAAAAAUGAACCUUUCCAAGCUGCGUAGCCAUGCAGCUGCCUGUUCGAAAUACCAGAAUUACAUUAUGGAAGGUGUUCGAGCUGUGACUAAAGAUCCACAACAAGAUACCAGGAGCAUUCCAAACAGAUUCACAUUUCCUUGCCCUUACUGCAGUGAGAGAAACCUGGACCAGGAAGGAUUGGUAGAACAUUGUAGAAAGUGUCACAGCAUGGAUGCAAAGCGAGUGGUUUGUCCAAUUUGUGCAUCAAUGCCAUGGGGUGAUCCAAACUAUAGAAGUGCUAAUUUCAUGGAACAUCUUCAGCGACGACAUCAGUUUUCUUAUGAUACUUUUGUGGAUUAUGAUGCUGAUGAAGAUGAUAUGAUGGCUCAAGUUCUGCUGCGCUCCUUAAGAGAUCAAUGAAGAAAACAAAAAGUUCUUCAUACUUGGGAAGGGGAGAAUAAACAGAGACACUUCUUACCCCAAGAGUCUUUGGCAUCCAUCAACUAGAUUUUUCUUUGUUCUUGUGCCUGUCUCCAAACAAGACCUCUUUUAGUGGCAAUUCCCUUGCUACUCACUUGUUCCAGAGCAUCUUUGUUGUCACCUCAUAACAUUUUCCCCUUUAUUUUCAUUUCAUUUCAACUUUAAUGUUUACAGACUGUAAAACACCAGGAGUUUGGCAAUAAUUUUCAACUUUACCAUUACUGCAUUUUUUCACACAGAUCAGGAAUUAGAAGCCUAAUUUCCCUAGAUAAUGGAGAUCUAGGGGUUUUUUUUUUAGUUCAAAAAUUGGUAAUAGGCAUCAGUUGCUUAGUGUAUUUAGCAACACAUUGGAUUUGACUCAAAACCUAGCCUUACAGAAGUUUGUGUUAGGCCGUGAACAAUAUAAAAACCUCAAGUUCUCUUACUUUUACAAUGUGUUUCUUAGUUCACUCACUACAUAACACUUCAGUAAGUUUAGAGGCAGUCACUUAAAUUUUGUUUCAGUUGUUUGUUUUGAUAAUUUUUCUAACUUGUUCACACAAGUUCAGAUAUAAAAUAUGAUUUUCUUGUUCUGUGUUUUUGGAAGAUAUUUGAAUUCAUACAAAACAUUUCAUUUCUGGCUUCCUACACCUUUGUAUAUUUCUACCUCUGUGACUAGAGCUCAGAACAAUUUGACAGCAGCAAAUAGGUCACCCUUUCCACCUAGUUACUUCAACAUAACACAAAUAAGACUAUUGUGCUUUGUGUGAAACGGCACUUCUAUAUCUGAUACAAAAAUGUCAUGUAUUCAUGUGUAAAUCUUAAGCUGCUGUGGUUCAGAAACCUUGCAGUACAGAGAACAGAAAGUCUGAUUCUCAUGUUUCUUGACUUUUGAAUGCACUAGCUCUGUUCUUGCUUUUUCUUCAUUGACUAAGCAUAUGGGUUGAGUGCCAUAUGCUUGACCCCUGUGCAUUCAGAAGGUAAGAAUAGGUCCCUGCAUACAGCUGGGUACUUGUAAACUUGAUGCACAACUAGAAACUAUCAUUUGCAUGAGCUUACAUACAUUGCCAUUCUUGAUUUCUGCUGAAUGCAUGGCAGUGCCAGGAGUGCAAUCAACAGAUAUAAUCCCUCUCCCCAUCCUGUUGAUGUAUAGGCAGAUAACAGGGUUACUGUGAAGUAAUUGUUUUUUUUUUUUUUACAUGAGCAGUUCUGCAUAUACUGCCAUGUAAUGAAGUCUGGAACAUUUGUCCUCAGUAAUUUUGAUGGAUAUGUAAACUUCAUCUUUGGUGGCAUAAUCAGAGGUCAUGUUCAAUGUU